UGGUGGACUGGAACAGUCCAUUUAUUGCCGCAGACUGCCCCAGGCAUCAGCUCUGAAUCGCCUUUACCUCCUGCCGACCAGAGCGAUCGCCCUAUUUCUCGGUCGCCACCUGCUUUUAGCGGCGCCUGUGAGGAGCGAUCGGCCCGGGGAUUGCGCCAUGAACCCCGAAUUUGACUAUCUCUUCAAGCUUCUGCUUAUCGGUGAUUCAGGUGUUGGAAAAUCAUGUCUUCUGUUGAGGUUUGCGGAUGACUCAUAUUUGGAGAGUUACAUUAGUACAAUCGGUGUAGACUUUAAAAUCCGCACAGUUGAGCAAGAUGGGAAAACCAUAAAGCUUCAAAUUUGGGAUACUGCUGGUCAAGAAAGAUUCAGGACAAUAACAAGCAGUUAUUACCGUGGAGCUCACGGGAUUAUUGUGGUUUAUGAUGUAACUGAUGAGGAAAGUUUCAACAAUGUGAAACAAUGGUUUAGUGAGAUUGAUAGGUAUGCUAGUGAAAGUGUAAACAAGCUACUAGUGGGAAAUAAAUGCGAUCUGACUGCAAACCGAGUGAUUUCCUACGAAACUGGCAAGGCAUUUGCCGAUGAAAUCGGGAUACCAUUCCUGGAGACUAGUGCAAAGGACGCAACAAAUGUCGAACAAGCUUUUAUGACAAUGGCAGCUGAAAUAAAGAACAGGAUGGCAAGUCAGCCAACAAUGAACACUGGUUUAGCUGCUACAGUGAAGAUACAAGGUCGACCGGUGGAACAGAGGAGCAGUUGCUGCUCCUGAUUUGCGCGAUCACGAAGUAGUCUUUGAUCCUAACGAAUGUGCUUUGGAUGGAUCGUUUAAGGGAUGGAAAUCUGUCAUGGUUGUGGAUGACUGCUUGUGUAAAUAAUCAGAUUACUUCAGAAGCCUUAACUGUGGGUGAGACACCUUGUUAACUGUUGCUAGAUCGAUAUGACUUGUCUGGUGCCAAAGCAGUCUUUUCGGUCUUUUGGCCAUUACCACAUCGAUGCCUAUGGGAACUUAUAUGGGUUUUUAUCAACCAGUUCCAAUAUUUUCCUGUCAAACUAAUGCUUAAAUAAGGUUGACAAAUUGUCGCAGAUUGCAACAUAAUCAUGCACAUGAUCUUCAGAAUAUUUGUCCAAUUUGAGAUUUGAAUUCAAAAACUGCCAUCUCAUUGCUUUAGCACCAUUA
Zingiber officinale is the source of this 1174-nucleotide messenger RNA. Its product is annotated as ras-related protein RIC1-like. The record is from RefSeq and is a predicted model, not a curated record. Bases 158 to 766 code for a protein of 202 amino acids. The transcript has 8 exons. Lineage: Eukaryota; Viridiplantae; Streptophyta; Magnoliopsida; Zingiberales; Zingiberaceae. Gene Ontology annotation, molecular function: GTP binding; GTPase activity.